Messenger RNA from Symbiodinium natans, 369 nucleotides. NCBI's taxonomy places the organism in Eukaryota, Dinophyceae, Suessiales, Symbiodiniaceae. The record is from the annotation of a GenBank genome assembly.
AUGGAGGAGGGCCGGCUUCCCGCGCAGGUGGACCGUGACGAGGUCACGGAGCUGGAGUCCGUGGGCUGGAUGCUCUACAGCCGCGAGUGCCUUCGCCAGCACCGUCGCGGCCGCAACCAGGAGCUUCGGCGGGAGGUCCGGCAGGCGCAAAGGCCGGUCGCUGACGUGGAGGACCCCACCGCCUUCGAGGACGGCCCGCCCAGCGAGGCAGAGGGCGACAGGCCCUUCGGCGAUGAUGACGGCUGGGAGACCUUCUCCGCAAGCGCCCUGCGCAGCGCCAGUUUGCCGGACUGGGCCAUGGCCGAGGAGGACGCCGGCGCCAGUGCUUCCAACACCUCGGAAAGCUACUCUGCGGGCUCGGGUGCCUAA